AUAAUACAUUCCAAAAUUCAAAACACUGAAAAAUAUUAAGAUCAUAGCAUUCCUAGCCUAGCCUAGCCUUUUUAUUAGAAAACCUUUCGAAAAUGUCGAGCUCCGAGGCUGCCGAAUGCUUUGCAAAGCAUGAAAUUGUUCCAGAUAUACUUCCUGUGGCGCCCAAUGAACUACUCAAGGUCACCUAUGGAGGCGAUCUGGUCGUCGACAAGGGAGCCGAACUGACGCCCACUCAGGUAAAGGCUCAUCCGAGUGUGGAAUGGAACGCAGAGCCGGAGGCGCUGUACACGCUACUGCUGACCGAUCCGGAUGCGCCCAGUCGCAAGGAGCCCAAGUUCCGUGAGUGGCAUCAUUGGCUCGUGGUGAACAUACCCGGCAAUCAGAUCGCCAAAGCUGACGUGCUCACCGAAUAUGUGGGCGCCGGGCCGCCCGAGGGCACGGGUCUGCAUCGCUAUGUGUUUCUGCUGUUCAAGCAGAAGCAGAAGCUGUCCUGCAAGGAGAAACGCAUACCCAAGACCAGCGGCGACAAUCGGGCCAAGUUCAGCACCACCAAAUUCGUGGGAAAGUACGGUCUUGGCAAUCCCGUGGCCGGCAACUUCUUCCAGGCCAAGUACGAUAGCUAUGUGCCCAAGCUGUACAAGCAGCUCGCUGGCAAGAAGUAACAUUAAAAAUAUAUAUACAUAGUCACAAAUUGUAGGUACAUUUAUCUAACUAAUUAUUAAACCAUUAUAAUUCGCAUUGAAGCGCGACGAGCUAUAAACAAAGAGCU
Drosophila obscura is the source of this 769-nucleotide messenger RNA. RefSeq names its product protein D2. The transcript has 2 exons. NCBI's taxonomy places the organism in Eukaryota, Metazoa, Arthropoda, Insecta, Diptera, Drosophilidae. The record is from RefSeq and is a predicted model, not a curated record. Bases 93 to 662 code for a protein of 189 amino acids.